CACUUGUAUGGAAAGGAACUGUUGGCCUCUGAAGGGAUUGAGCCAGUACAGGCCAGCCUGCCGCUCUUACUCUCCUUCUCUCCUUUUCUUUCCCCCCCCUCACUCUCUCUUCCUGUCCUGUCUGUUUAAGGAGAGAGAGCCUGUGAAAUUCCUUCAAGCUACUUUACUUCAGGUUUCUUUGGGAUUUAAACAUGCACACUGAGGUUUUGUUGCAGUCCAUGUUGGUGCCGGUGUUGCUGAUUCUGCUCUCUGCCGUGGAGGACACUUUGUUGCAAUCAGUGAGCCAGGCGGGUGGCGUGUGUCGGCUGUCCACCGACUCCUCCCUGCGCCGCUGCCGCACACCAGACGGCAAGAUAUGCAGUGGGAGGGGCAAGUGUGACUGCGGCAUCUGCGUCUGCACGGCCACCGAACCAGGGAAGUUCUACGGGCCCCGCUGCGAGUGCCAUGACUGGGUCUGUUCUUCACAUAAUGGGAAAACCUGCAAUGACCGCGGCUACUGUGACUGUGGGACGUGCGAGUGCGAUGACGGCUGGUUCGGAGACGCCUGCCAGUUCCAGGAAGAGUGUAACCUCCCCGGCAAGAAGAGCAAAGAGCUCUGCAAGAACCCACAGGGGGUGGUUUGCUCCAACAGAGGAACCUGUCACUGUGGAAGCUGCAUGUGCAAGAAUGAGGAGAACAGGGGCCUGGUGACCGGACGUUUCUGUGAGUGUGACGACAGCGAGUGUCUGGAUGAGGACACCGGAGAGGUGUGUGGAGGCCAUGGCCAGUGUUACUGUGGAAACUGUUACUGUGCCGCUGGUUGGCAUGGAGACAAAUGUGAAUUCCAGUGUGAUAUCAGCCCAUGGGAAAGCAAACGGCGAUGCACAUCUCCAGAUGGCAAAAUCUGCAGCAACAGAGGAACCUGUGUGUGUGGCGAGUGUACCUGUCAUGACGUAGAUCCCUCUGGCGACUGGGGAGAUAUUCAUGGAGACACCUGCCAGUGCGACGAGAGGAACUGUCAUGCAACUUAUGACCGAUACACGGAUGACUUCUGCUCAGGUCAAGGCCAGUGUAAUUGUGGCAGGUGCGACUGCAAGGAGGGAUGGUCGGGCAGGAAGUGCGAGCAUCCUCUGUCCUGCUCCCUGUCUCUGGAGAGCAGUCUGAGGAAGUGUCGGGGAACGUCCAAUCUGCCCUGCUUCGGACGAGGUCAGUGUCAGUGUGGACAGUGUGCCUGUCAUCCACCUGGGGACAGUCGUGUUCAUGGCAAAAACUGUGAGUGUGACGACCGUCAGUGCGAGGACAUCAGUGGAGAGGUCUGUGGAGGUCACGGUUACUGUUCGUGUGGACGCUGCAUCUGCAAGGACGGCUGGUUCGGGAAGCUGUGCCAGUUCUCCAGGUCUUGUGACAUAAGCGACAACCAGAGCAAAGAGCUGUGUGAGACGUCAGAUGGAGUCAUGUGCAGUGGAAAAGGUUCCUGUCACUGUGGCCAAUGCAUCUGCUCUCCCCAAGACUGGUGGGUGUCUGGAGAGUUCUGCGAGUGUGACGACCGAGAGUGUGACAAACACGACGGCCUCAUCUGCACAGGGAACGGCUUGUGCAACUGCGGCAACUGCGAGUGCUGGGACGGCUGGACAGGGAACGCUUGCGAAAUCUGGGUGGGAGCCGAGUACUGAGGAGAGCGGGGCGGUGAGUGGGCGUUAGAGAGACGAGAGGCCUGGCUGCCUGGAGCGACCAGGAGCGCCGCCGCCAUCUACCACCACGGCCAGCCUGGAAACCACAGGAGGAGGGAGAAGAUAUAAACGUGGAUGGAGUUCUGUGUGUCGCGAAGAGCGUUCAUUCAUUUAUUGUACUGGUUACAAAUGAUCCUUAUUAAAACUGGACUUUUGUAAAAGGUGAAAAGAAACAACCAUAUCUUCUUCUGUUUAAAACAUAUUACACCUUUAUGUAUGUUUUUUUGUAAUAACAUAGGAACAGUCACAUAUUGCAAAUGGCUGCAUACUAUACAGGUAGAUGACAAAAGCAAGUGUUCUUUUAUUAAGGGGACAUACCUGGGAUGUGUGGGACACUGCAGGGGAUAACGUGCGUCUGUUUUUGACUGAUAUACAAUGAAGUGUCAAAUCGGACUGAGAAAGCUCCAGGCAGAGGUUACUGUUUUAUGUUUUUAUUUCUUUUUUUUUAAUAAUAAAACAUUAAAUGUGC
Molecule: messenger RNA, 2178 nt
Organism: Hippoglossus stenolepis (Pacific halibut)
Lineage: Eukaryota; Metazoa; Chordata; Actinopteri; Pleuronectiformes; Pleuronectidae
Gene: itgbl1
Product: integrin, beta-like 1
Exons: 11
Coding region: 192-1652 (486 amino acids)
Biological process (GO): cell adhesion mediated by integrin; integrin-mediated signaling pathway; cell migration
Cellular component (GO): integrin complex; focal adhesion; cell surface
Molecular function (GO): integrin binding
Source: RefSeq, a predicted model, not a curated record